Messenger RNA from Cyphomyrmex costatus, 366 nucleotides. RefSeq lists its product as uncharacterized. Bases 1 to 348 code for a protein of 115 amino acids. NCBI's taxonomy places the organism in Eukaryota, Metazoa, Arthropoda, Insecta, Hymenoptera, Formicidae. The record is from RefSeq and is a predicted model, not a curated record. The transcript has 3 exons.
AUGGAAGAGAUCCAUAUUAGAGGGCUGCUAGAAACCGAGAAAGCUCGUGAUAAAGGAAAGAGCAGCACAGGAAAAAUCGGAGCACCACUGUUGAGAGCUACGGUCGCUCUAAAGACGGUUAAGAAUAGAGAGGAAGAAGAAGAGCAAAGCAAAAGAGAAGGAGAGAAAGCGAACGCCAGGUCGUGGAAAGCGAAGAGGAAGGAGCGAGGCGAAGCUCGCAAUUGUCGUUUCCACAGUGAUUUAUACCUAUACGGUAUACCUCGAGAGUGCUCGAGAGCUCGACCAGGACAGGACUACCGCAGGAGUAUCCGGGAAUAUCUCAGAGGCAGUAAGACGUAUAAGCAGUAAGCAAAUUGGCUAAUCACU